AAAGCUACAACUCUUCUUCGCAAUCUGUACAUGGAGCUCAGCGAUUACAAUGAGACGAUCUGGCAUAGCUUCGUCGGCGAGCUGCUCGACUAUUGCUACGAAGUCCCCGAAACCUCUUCCCAGUGCAGUUGGACGCCCGUCGAAAGCUACAAUGGCAUGAGCAUCACACUCCGCCUCGAUGUCCUCAGUCUUGGACCUUCAGAGUCAAUCUAUUUUUCGAGAAUCCGCGGGCAUCCAAUCUUUGUCUUUGCACGGGAGCUCACCAUUGUCAUGUUCAACGUACGCGGACUUCCUCCCCGAUUGGCUCGCUCGUCCUGGCCUACAGCGCAUUCACGGUGUCGGCAUCAACUCACAGUCUCCCAUCACUGGCCUAGGCAUGCCUACCUUCUUCCAAAACUUUCGUGCGGGAAGCACAUUACAGCUCGGUCAGCCGGGUCCCAAUCAUGAGCGGAUCUGGAAAGAUGAAAAGCCCUGGUUGAUUACGCACAUACGCUAUGACACGACAGAGUACGCAUACAAGCCCGCCGUAGUACUCGCUGGCCACAUGCUCCCUUUCUUGCGCGAAGUCUGCUUCGCCGGCGAUAGCGGCAGCAGCGGCAUGGAGCUUAGCACGGUCACUGGGAACGCCAACGGUACCGUUCAAGGGCCCUUUAUCUCCGUGAUGGGCGAUGACUCGAUGGCGGCAGAGGUACUCCGUGACAUGGGCGUGGGGCAGUUCAAGCGGGUGCACUUUACCUGGAACGGCGAAACAGAGCCGCUUCGCUCUGAGCUUGUCGAGAGAAUCACGGAAGGGUACGGGUGGGCUCCAGCUGGGGCGUCGAAUGCAGACGGGACAGACUGGCUCGAGCAGUAUCGCUUCGUGAAGCCGGGUGCCGGAGACAUGGUCGACGAAGUUCUGCGUAAUGAAGUGGGCAACGACCUCGAUCGGCUAGCGAACAUCGAGAAGGCAAUGGCAGCCAAAGUGCGCCAGCGUCCCGGCGGGGCCGCUUUUGCUGGAAGAAAGCUGAGGUACGCCAUUCGAGCGCCGGCUACAGUGGUGAAGCUCGGCGGGGCUCAGGCUGCUAUAAGUGCAGACGCCAGACUCGCUUUGUUCUUGAACCGUGCGCAGGGUGGUUCGGGGGCUUGGACGUGAACGCAGGAUGGUCCGAAGGCAAGAGGUGAGGGAGAGGCUAUCACAGUUCGGGCCCGAUUUCCAUUUCAUCUCUCUUGCCUGAAGUCGAGCUCGCUAGCCCACGCACGGUCCGC
Jaminaea rosea is the source of this 1245-nucleotide messenger RNA. RefSeq lists its product as hypothetical. The coding region runs from base 179 to 1132 and encodes 317 amino acids. Lineage: Eukaryota; Fungi; Basidiomycota; Exobasidiomycetes; Microstromatales. The record is from RefSeq and is a predicted model, not a curated record. The transcript has 2 exons.